Messenger RNA from Eremomyces bilateralis CBS 781.70, 481 nucleotides. RefSeq lists its product as uncharacterized. The record is from RefSeq and is a predicted model, not a curated record. NCBI's taxonomy places the organism in Eukaryota, Fungi, Ascomycota, Dothideomycetes, Eremomycetales, Eremomycetaceae. The transcript has a single exon. Bases 147 to 392 code for a protein of 81 amino acids.
AUGACUGCGCCUGAGCUCUGUCCUGAUACUGAACAACUUUGCAAGCCUAUUUGUUGAUUUACCCUUUAAAUUCUCUCGCAAUCUAUUGUAUUUUGAGGUGUCUACCUUCCCGAUAUCGUUUAAUACUACGGUACCAAGAUCUUGGUAUGGUUGGAUCUCACACGGAUUCGAAUAACUAUCCGGAUAGGAAUUCUAUAUCCGUGAAUUUCGCGGAUCGGAUAUUAUCCGGAUAUGGCUGGUGUAUCCACGAACUCGAUCCGUGCCGAGCUCUAGUUGAGAUGCUCGCUUUGGAAGUUGUAAUAUUGUGUCGACAAUGUGUUUUGGCGUUAGUUCUGCUCUACUUUGCAGCGGGCUACUCUCCAGCAGUGGACAGCCUCAAGGCAGGGUGUUGAUCGGCAAGCCUUGCGGAUGCAUUCGCCAGUUGAGGAUGAACCUCGUCUGGGUACAGACAUGAACUCACUCUUAACUGUUCGCAUGCGUA